AUGGCUGAAUCUCAGCGUUCUCGUGUCUUCUUUGACAUUCAGAUUGGCGACGAGAAGGCUGGUCGUGUCACCUUUGAGCUGUUCAACGAUGUUGUUCCCAAGACCGCAGACAACUUCCGUGCUCUCUGCACUGGCGAGAAGGGCAUUGGCACCCAGGGCAAGCCUUUGACAUACAAGGGCUCCAUCUUCCACCGCGUCAUCAAGCAGUUCAUGAUCCAGGGUGGUGACUUCACCGCAUUCAACGGCACCGGCGGCGAGUCUAUUUACGGCGAGAAGUUCCCCGAUGAGAACUUCGAUCUCAAGCAUGACCGUCCCUUCCUCCUCUCCAUGGCCAACUCCGGCCCCGGUACCAACGGUAGCCAGUUCUUCGUGACCACCGUCCCUACUCCCCACUUAGACAGCAAGCACGUCGUCUUCGGUGAGGUGCUCAACGGCAAGAGCAUCAUUCGCAAGAUCGAGAACAUGCCCACUCAGUCCGACAAGCCCAAGACCGACGUGACCGUGGUGGACUGUGGUGAGCUCUCGGGUGACGACUGGGCCAAUGCCGACAAGCGUGUCCAGGAUGCCACGGGUGACCCCUACGAGGACUUCCCCGAGGACCACCAGGGCGAGGAGCUGACCGCACCUCUCGCCUUGAAGAUCGCUACCGAGCUCAAGGGCUUCGGUAACACUGCUUUCAAGAAGGGCGAGCUUAACCUUGGCCUGGAGAAGUACCAGAAGGGCCUGCGGUACUUGAACGAGUUCCCCGAGCCCGCCGAUAGCGACCCCAAGGAGCUGGGUGAGCAGAUGAAGGCCCUUCGCUUCACCCUGCACUCCAACUCGUCUCUGCUUGCCAACAAGCUCCAGCAGUACCAGCAAGCUCAGAGCUGGGCCUCUUACGCUCUCCAGGUCGCCGAGGCUGCCAAGGCCAAGGAUGCUGAUCUUGCUAAGGUCUACUUCCGCCGCGCCCUUGCCCGUGUUGGUCUGAAGGAAGAGGAGGGUGCCCUCAAGGAUCUCCAGGAGGCUACCAAGCUGGCGCCUACUGAUGUCGGCAUCACCAAUGAGAUUGCCAAGGUCAAGAAGGCUAUCAAGGACCGUGAUGCCAAGGACAAGGCCGCUGCUCGCAAGUUCUUCUCCUGA
Molecule: messenger RNA, 1119 nt
Organism: Penicillium cataractarum
Lineage: Eukaryota; Fungi; Ascomycota; Eurotiomycetes; Eurotiales; Aspergillaceae
Product: peptidylprolyl isomerase
Exons: 5
Coding region: 1-1119 (372 amino acids)
Biological process (GO): protein peptidyl-prolyl isomerization; protein folding
Cellular component (GO): intracellular membrane-bounded organelle
Molecular function (GO): peptidyl-prolyl cis-trans isomerase activity; protein binding
Source: RefSeq, a predicted model, not a curated record